CAGCCUCUCCUGCCAUCUCAGCACCUCGGGGUGCUGCCCCCGCCCUGGGACCCCACAACAAAGCAGGAUGGACGAUUUGGAUGCUUUGCUGGCAGAGCUGGAGCAGAGCUCCUGCCUGGCCUCCAAGGACCGUGAGCUGCAGGGACCAAGCUCCUGCCAGGAUGCCCAACAUGGUACCCUGAAGGAGCCACUGCCACCUCGAGCUCAGCCUCCAGGAGAAGGUUUGGAUUCAGUGUACAGCACCCCUGUGCCAGUCCCAAAGCCGCUGCUCCCCUCACCCCCACACACGGAGGCCGCCCGGCAGCUGGAUGAGCUCCUGGCCGACCUGGGCCACACGCAGAGCAAGCUGGCAGCUGCGGGGCAGGGAGCCGGGGUGCCCCCGGAGUCCUUGCUGGACAACAUGCUGCACAGCCUCACCCGGGACCUGCAGGAGCUGGGCAUCACGGCCGCGCCCGCCGGCGUCUGCGCCGCCUGCCGCAAGCCCAUCGCUGGCAAGGUGCUGACAGCCCUGGGCAAAACCUGGCACCCCGAGCACUUCACCUGUGCCCGCUGCGGGCAGGAGCUGGACAAGGGGCCCUUCUUCGAGCAGGGCGGGCAGGCGUUCUGUGAGGAGGAUUAUCACCAGGCCUUCUCCCCGCGCUGUGCCUACUGCGCCGGCCCCAUCCGCCAGAAAGUCCUCACGGCCCUGGAGCAGACCUGGCACCCCGAGCACUUCUUCUGUGCCCAGUGCGGGAAGGUGUUUGGAGAUGAGGGGUUCCUGGAGCGCAAUGGGAAGCCGUACUGCCACCAGGACUUCCUGGCCAUGUUCGCCCCCAAAUGCCAGGGCUGUGAGCGCCCCGUCAUGGACAACUACCUGUCGGCCCUGCAGGGUGUGUGGCACACCGAGUGCUUCGUGUGCACGGAGUGCCUGACUGGCUUCAGCGGCGGCUCCUUCUUCGAGCUGGAGGGGAGGCCCUACUGCGAGCUGCACUUCCACCAGCGGCAGGGCACCAUCUGCCACGGCUGCGGCCGCCCCGUCACCGGGCGCUGCAUCACGGCCGCGGGGCGCAGGUACCACCCCGAGCACUUCACCUGCAGCUACUGCCUGGGCCGGCUGCACAAGGGCACCUUCCGCGAGUUUGACGACAAGAUGUACUGCCAGCCCUGCUACGACAAGCUCUUUCUCUGAGCCCAGCACACAGCCUCCCUGCCCGCAUGUCCCCACCAUCAACAUUCCUGGCGCUGUCCCUGCUGACCCAAACAUGCCACAUAUACCACCCAUCAACAUCCCUGGUGCUGGUGCAGCUCAGCCAACUGUCCCCAGCCUUGUGUCCACCAAGGAAAGCAUCAUUCCUUGUCCCCUUCCCUGCAAGACAUCCCUGGCCUUGCUCCUUGGACCUGAAGCAAUAAAA
Messenger RNA from Passer domesticus (house sparrow), 1391 nucleotides. It is a transcript of the gene LPXN, whose product is annotated as leupaxin. Gene Ontology annotation, cellular component: cell-cell junction; focal adhesion; cytoplasm. Bases 68 to 1168 code for a protein of 366 amino acids. The transcript is spliced from 9 exons. NCBI's taxonomy places the organism in Eukaryota, Metazoa, Chordata, Aves, Passeriformes, Passeridae. The record is from RefSeq and is a predicted model, not a curated record. Gene Ontology annotation, biological process: positive regulation of integrin-mediated signaling pathway; cell-cell junction organization; cell-cell adhesion.